Rhea pennata is the source of this 1553-nucleotide messenger RNA. RefSeq names its product GRAM domain-containing protein 2B-like. The coding region runs from base 48 to 1073 and encodes 341 amino acids. The transcript is spliced from 13 exons. NCBI's taxonomy places the organism in Eukaryota, Metazoa, Chordata, Aves, Rheiformes, Rheidae. The record is from RefSeq and is a predicted model, not a curated record.
GGGAGCGGGAGCCCGGCGCGGGCCGGGGGGUCGCAGCCCUCCCGGCCAUGAGCUGCCUGGCGGAUUCUUCCUUCGUGUUAGGGAAGCAAAAGAAGAGCAAGAAGAGGCUGCUGGAGGAGAAGAAGUGGCAGAGCCUGGAGGAGCCGGGCAACGUGGACACCCAGCAGAGGAGACACCUCGCACUCGCCAGGUCCAAAACCUACGACCCCUCCUUCUGCAAGGAGAGCGAGAAGGGCGCCGCGGCGGGCAGGCAGGGAGGCUCAUCCUCGUCCCUGAGCAAACGCGCCGCCAGCUUCCGCAAGGUCUUCCAGGAGAUCGCCGAUAAGGAGGCGCUGCUGGACUGUUUCUCCUGCGCCUGGCAGAAGGAAGUGCCCUACCAUGGCCACCUCUACAUCUCCUCCAGCUACGUCUGCUUCCACUCCAGUCUCCUGCUCAAAGACAUCAAGCCCCUCACGCUGUUUGGGCUCCUCUUGGCGCAGGCAGUGGUCCCCGUCCCUUCCAUCACCGCCCUCAAGAAGACUAACACGGUGCUCCUGGUGCCCAACGCACUCAGCAUCCGCACAGCUGAGGGAGAGAAGUUCCUGUUCGUGUCGCUGCGCCGGCGGGAGGCCACGUACCAGCUCCUCAAGUCGGUUUGCAGACACCUGCAGGACAACGGCCUCAACGGCGACCCGUUGGCCUCUCCGCUUGACGGCAGCACCGAGCAAACCCUUAGGAAGACUCUGACUUCGAGCCAGUGCGACCCGGAGCGCAGCAGCCUGGAGCUCAGCAGCGUCCUGGAGCAGCCCGAUGGACUGAGGCUAAAGCCGAGGCGGGCUGAGGAGGACGAAGACGCGCCCGCUCUGGGCAGAGGGGGACCGCGCGCUGCUCUACAGCCCCAGACAACCGCGAAGGCCGGGCUCGCCCAGACGAGGCCCCUCCGCGCCGUCAUCGUCAUCUACCUGCUGCUCAUGGUGGCCCUGCUGCUGUCCUCGGGGUACAUCGGCCUGCGCAUCGUGGAGCUGGAGCGGCAGCUGAUGGCCAUGGCGGCUCGGCCAGACCUCAGCGCGCAGCACCCGUACAAGAAGACAUGAGGCCAGCAGGGACCCUGCUGUCACUUGGGCACCAGCAAAGAGGCCGGGCGCUCGAGGACCGCUCCGAGCCCUUCCGCUGCCCCUCGGGGACCGGCCGACGGGGGCCAAGCAGGAGCAAAACCACCGAGUCGCCUUCCAGCCCCGGGACUCUGCGCCCGGCUGUGCCUCGGCUCCCUGGCCUCCCUCCACCUCCGCCGCCCUGGGGCUCCCCCGGCGGGAGCAGGACACGCCGGCGCAGCUCCGUGCCGCGGCCCGCGCCGUGCCAGCAGCGGCAGCUUCCAGGCGUCGGACCGUGGUGGUCUCCAGCGCACCCUCACUGCAGCUGGCCAGCAGCCUCCAGUGGGGGGGGAACAUAUGGGCCCAGGAGGCCGUUAGCACCGUGGGGCCCGUUGCAGGGCAGAGACAAAGGGGCCAAACUAUUUUUUUAAUAAAAAAGACCUGAAUGGGGGCAUUCAGCCGUGCCUGGCCCCUGGGCGCUCU